AUGUCCAAAAGGCCCAACGGCGCCUUUGUAGCUGCCGGACAGGGGCCAGAAUCCGCCCCAAGAGUCGCCGUUGGCUCUUGGAGGCUCUGGGCCCUUGUCUGCGGCCGGGUAUUCGGCAUGGAGCUGACGGGUCCUGGAAUCGCAAGAGGGAUCGCUGCCGGGCGUCACGGCCAUGAUUGGCUAUGCUCUCGGAGCGAAGAGGCAUGCGGAACCGGCCGAAGUAGGAGGCUGUCAUGUCACGGAAGUUGGACGAAGUACGGAGCAGCAAUAACUGUUUUGUCUCUCGUGAAUGCGACGCUGCAAUACGAGUUGAGGUUUCCAGGCACGCAACCAUCACGGCCAGUAGCUUCUAGAUGCCGUGCUGCCCUGACAGAAAUCACGUCCCUGCCCAGACCAUCCAAGCCGACAGCCGAUCCCGUCACACGCAUCGCCAAGAAAAUGUGCCAUAAUGCCGGCAGUACAGCAAAAUGCAACUGGCAGGUCUUGGCCUACAUCGCUGUCCCAACCCCAUGCCGCCAAUCUGCUUCAGCGCUGGCGUCUUCCUUGUUGAGCCCGACCCCGGCCCCUGUCCACACGACGCCACCCGGAGACCAAGACAGCUCUGGAAGGUGGCUCAUGAGGCAUCAACAAGCUCAGCUCGCGUUUCAACGCAGACAAGAACGAUCAGCGAAAUGGCUCCCGGUGGCAGCGUCAAAAGGCCCCGGGCUUCGGGCUGUUAUCAACGUCGCUCCUCGAGAGCCAAUAGACAUCCUUACCGACCUCCCAAAACGGGAAGCAUUUGGCAAAGGGCCCUCUCUUGCGGCCGCUUGUUUAUUGCGUUUACUUCAGCCUCUGCUCUCGUGCCUCGUAUCUCUUCAGCCCCAUCCCCCGCGAGACCGGCAGGGACAAGGCAGAAUCGGGGCAUUCAAAGACACACCAUACACAUCGAUAGAUUUGCAACUUGUUGCGGACGAGGGCACACUAAGCUCCCAACUCCGCGGACGUGCAUGGCAAGAUUACUCGUACAAGAUUACACUCAUAGCAUUAGCAAAUCGUCUUGUUCUUGAUUACAGCGAAAUAUUGCCUGUAAGUGUCAAAAAGAUUAUCUAA
Messenger RNA from Trichoderma virens Gv29-8, 1089 nucleotides. RefSeq lists its product as uncharacterized. The record is from RefSeq and is a predicted model, not a curated record. The transcript has 7 exons. The coding region runs from base 1 to 1089 and encodes 362 amino acids. Lineage: Eukaryota; Fungi; Ascomycota; Sordariomycetes; Hypocreales; Hypocreaceae.